This is a messenger RNA of Metopolophium dirhodum (rose-grain aphid), 6428 nucleotides long. RefSeq names its product whirlin (gene dysc). Gene Ontology annotation, cellular component: stereocilium tip; plasma membrane; cilium. The transcript has 17 exons. The record is from RefSeq and is a predicted model, not a curated record. Bases 821 to 3370 code for a protein of 849 amino acids. Gene Ontology annotation, molecular function: protein binding. NCBI's taxonomy places the organism in Eukaryota, Metazoa, Arthropoda, Insecta, Hemiptera, Aphididae.
CAUUCGACUUUUAAUCAAUGAAAGCGAACGGGGCGACCCACAAAAAGUAAAAUAAAAAAAAAGCAAAACAAAACAAAACUGAAACGAGGCAAAAAAUAAAACACGGAACGUUCUCGCGGAGAAUAGUACGUUCACAUAAUGAAUUUCAAUCCGUGCACUGUCCUUAAUAUAUAUCAUUUCGUUAUAGUGCUUUGUAUUAGGUACUAUCAUCGCGUCGUAGCCGUUGUCGCGAAAGACUAAUAAUAUUUCAUACGCGAUUAUUACGGUUAUUUAUAAAAUUUAUCGACGUGCGUAUAUUAUAUCCGGCUACUUUCAUCGUUUCUCAAACGGAAUAUUUCGUACGUAGUCGCGACUACUAAGGUGAGUACUCGAUCGGUAUUACAUUACCCACUGCUGUUUAUUAAUAAUAAUAAUAAUAAUAAUAAUAAGCUGGCGUCAUAUCGAACGCCGCUUUUGUGUACAGUUGAAAAUCGCGUCGUCACGUCGACGUCAUCCAUUUUGAUAUCGUAAUAUAUAUUAUAUUGUGUUUGGACGAUCGAACGACGCGCGCAGAAUCUCACCGUGUGAUUUUAUUGUGAUUUUCGCCGGCCGACCGUACCGCGUGCGAAAACCUUUAAUAGCGGCGGCGGCGGCAACGACGACGACGACGACGACGACGCGACAGGACGAGAUCAGUACUCAGCGGCGGCACUCUUUCACCGACAACACCCCGACAGACUGGCACCGCAUAUCAUGUCCUCCGCCCCCAGCUACGUGAAACAUUCCGUUCGGUAUUUUGGCGAACCAAUUAAAAUUUUCAAGUGUUUUGUGUAAUGGGAAAAUGAUGCUUGGAGGAUGGGGUCGAAGUCCUGGGAGCAGUGGAUCCGUCCCGCCGUCAGGACAACGUACCGGUCACCGACUAUUGCCAUUGCCAUUCAACAGAACUGGAGGCGGCAGUGGAAGCGGCGGAAGCGGUGGCAGAGCAGCCGAAGCUGAAGAUGUCAUGGGACAUUAUGGACGAACCAAGGGCGGUGUAAACAAAAUAAGAACUGGCUUAUAUUAUUCUCCACCAGGUACAUCUUAUACCAUACUCGAAAAGCCUCCAGCCGCCUCACCGCCACCUCCACCACCUAGAGCAACAUAUCUAAGGGAGUCGUCAGCUGGCGUAUCUGGACAAAAUCACCCAGGCACUGGUAGCAAUAGUAAUCGUUCUAAUAAUGCCGGUUCACGUGGAAGUUCUGGAAAAAAGAGGCCUAUUUCUCCGGAACAAGUUCUUAAAAUGUUUGCAGCACCCAAUUACAAUCCAUCUUCUUCGUAUCACGUGUCUAGCGCUAAACCACAAUCACCUCCACCUCAUGGUUCAAACACCUCUCAACCGCACAACAACACAUCAUCCACAAUACAUAAUGAUAAUCUUACAGUACGUACGAUAUCGAUGUCAAGGCCAAAUGCAACUUCAGGAAGCCCAUCCAAUCAAGGAUUUGGUAUUUGUGUUAAAGGCGGAGCAGAUGAAUCAAAUGUUGGGGUGUAUAUAUCACGGGUAGAAGAAGGAAGUAUAGCCGAGAGCGUUGGUCUUAAGCCUGGAGAUUCAAUUUUAGAAGUAAAUGGCAGGCCAUUUUCAACUAUAUCACAUGAAGAAGCAUUAAAAAUUUUUAAGUCAUAUCGGCAAAUUACAAUGACAGUAAAAUGUCCAUCACCACCUCAAUCAAUGCCUACCAUGCACAAAAAAGAUGACGACGAGAACACUAAUCAAGACGAUGCGUGGAGAUUGUCCAGAACGUAUUCAUGGAUUAAUCGUAAGGGUCAACCAGUGUCACCUCCUUUAGAAUAUGCCAAACCCAUUUCUCCAUACUCAAAAUGGUCCUAUACUCGAUCAUCCAAAGAUAAAAUAAGAAAAGUUGAAUUGGUGAUUGAACCUGGACAAAGUCUUGGUCUGAUGAUUAGGGGUGGAACUGAAUAUAAUUUAGGUAUUUUUAUCACUGGUAUCGAUAAAGAGUCAGUUGCAGAUCGAUCUGGACUUAUGAUUGGUGAUCAAAUUUUGGAAGUAAAUGGUCAAUCUUUUUUGAAUUUAUCACACGAUGAAGCAGUAAAUCAAUUAAAAUUUCAAAAGCAAAUGACACUUACCGUAAGAGACGUAGGUAAAGUUCCUCAUUCAUGCACAACAUACAAUCCAGAUACAAAUUGGAACCAUUCUAUGGACAAUGCAGACGGUGCUUUGAAGUUAGGGACAUCUGCUGCAUCUCAAAUGGUAGAGGAAAAAGCUCGAAUUUUGCUGACGAAAAAUGAAUUUAAUACUUUACGGUAUUAUUUGGACGAGUAUUCGUGUUCUCGAAUGUCUAUUGACGCAUUUAUAACUAUACUUUUCGAAUUGCUCAAUACAACUGAUAAGUUUACGCUGUUGACGGAAUUGCGCGAACUAAUAGGCCCCUCGGAUCGAGACCGUUUUGAUCAAUUGGUAUAUAGAAGAGGACGGGAAUCCAGAAAAACGCACUCCCGAAAACUUGAUGGUUUUAAUUCAAAUAUACCUGGAGGCCAAAGUAAAGGAUUUGAUUUUCCUAAUGAAAAUUCUGGGAUGGAUAUUGGGACUACCGAGUAUUCAAAUUCAAAUUAUAGGACUAGUAAUGAUAGAAAAUCUGAGGGAAAACAUUCUCCGAUGAAAACCGACGAACAAUCUCAUAGAGAUAUGGAAGUGGAAGAAUUUGAAUUUAGCCAUCAAGAUUAUGGUGACUUGGAAACUGAGCUUUUACCAAGAAAAUAUCAUAACGAUUUGAUUGAUGUUGGUUAUACGCAUCGAAAUUCAGGCAUUUAUGAUGAAUCUAAUAUGACUAGGUCAUCGAGUGGAUACUUGGAGGGACUGCGAUCCCACUUAGGGGGAUGGACCCAAAAAUUGAAAUCCUGGUACUAUGGAAGUUCUCUACAAUUAUCAAACAAACACGGGCGGUCAUACGAUGGUAAAAAUGAACUGCUGGAUGAGGAUGGAAGUUAUCGGAGAGAAAGUGGUUUUAUAGAGUCAUCAUGUUCAAAUAAUAUACAAAACGAAUCUCAGAUAAUGUUGGAUCAACAAGGCAAUCUUCGUAUAAUUGUUAAAAAAAUUAAACCAUUACUCGGGAUUGCGAUUGAAGGGGGAAUCAAUACAAAACAUCUACUUCCAAGGAUAAUAAACAUACACGAAAAUGGCGCUGCAUACGAAGCAGGAGGUCUUGAAGUUGGACAGUUGAUCUUAGAAGUCGACGGCCAAAAAGUUGAAGGAAUGCCUCAUCAAGAAGUAGCCAGGCUAAUCGCAGAAUCUUUUGCACAAACUGAUAAAUCCGAAAUCGAGUUCCUUGUAGUUGAAGCAAAGAAAUCGAAUUUGGAACCGAAACCUACCGCACUGAUAUUUUUGGAAAGUUAACCGGUUGAAAAAACGCGAAUGAUGAUAUUAUAAAUUCCUGUUUAUUAAGUACAGCGAUGAACCCCAAUAACGUGACGACCAUUAAUAAACUAGUUGGAAACACGCAAAAUGUUUGUUUAAAUACAUUUAUUUAUUUGAUUAUUAAUUAUAUUUAUCUACUAUAUAAAUUACAAGAUGACAUGUUAUUGAUUCAAUUUAAAAAAUAACAUUUCAUAUUUAAGUAUUUUUAUCGAAUAAUAUUAUUAUUUUCAAUAAUUCUCAUUAUUAUUCUUUAAUAAUUCAUUCUCUAAAUCAAUUUCAUUACGAAUAUCUAAUUUUAUUUUAUUGUACUCUUGUUCAAAUUGAUAUUCAGUAAUAAGAUAUAAUUAUAUUACGUCAUAUUAUUAUUAUUAUUAUUAUUAUUAUUAUAUGUUAUCUAAUAAUAUAUCAUGAAAUAUAGGCAAUUGAUAGUGAAGUACAAUUAAUUUUCGAAUAACCGGCCUAUUAAAUAAUAAUAAUAUAUACAUAGGUGUUAUGUAUAGAUACCAUACGACAUAAUAUUAUAUUAUAUUAAAUAGUAGGUAGGUACCAAUACCUACAUAAUAUUAUGUACUAACAUAAUUCAUACAUAAUAAUAUAUAAUAUGGCCUAAUAAAAUGUAAAGGCCACACUACAACUGUUAGACUUUGACACUUUGUAUACAAUUCUAAAAUAUAAUAGUACUUUUUAAUAUUAUAUUUUAGUUCACAGUUUGAAGUACCCUCGGUUUCCGAUUGGGUGUAAAAACGGAUUGGCCUAUAUAAUUAAUUUAUCUGUUAUACGAGAGAACUAUAUAGUAUAAUAUACAACAUACAUAUUAUAACAUAUUAUAUGUUAUAUGUAAAGUAGUGGUCGGUAUAGAUAGCAGUAAUAAUAAUAAUAAUAACAACUGAGGCCCUGUCUUUGAUAUCCUAAAAAACCUAUAAAAGAUAUUUUUUUCAAAAACCUUGUUUUGCAAUGACAUCAAACUGUGGAAGGAUAAAAGUUUUCGAAAUAAUGAGUGCAGACACUUAAAUCCUCCCCCGAACAGCAUAAUGCUCUUUGAGAGAAAACAUCAUCCCUCAUAUUCGAUUAUAAUAUACCUAUAAUACAAAUGUCAUAUUAUAUCUCUUAUAAUAAAGUCAUAACUCUUAGGUAUAUAUUUUAUAAUAUGUAUGUGCACAUCCCCGAUUCCCCUGUUAUUCUAAGCCAUUUGUCCACUUCGACUACUGACCACGGGUACCUAUGUUUAUAUAUUUUAUACUUCCUUUAUACAAUAUAAUGACAAUGACGGUAUAUGCUAUAAUAAUAUAACUUUGGCAAGUGAUUUUCCUCUGCGAACAUAACCGUCACCUAUAUAUAUUAAUAUAUUAUAUAUAUAUAAUAUUUUACAUUAUUAAAAGGUACGCCUUUAUAUACGUUCGAAUUCCAUUCUGAUUAUUUUCAUCACUUUUAAAAUUUAAUUACGUAUAGUAUUAUUAUUAUUAUUAUUAUGAUUAUUAAAUAGUUACAUAGUGACACUAUAUAUUAUAAUAUGUAUGUGUCAUGUAGAUAUUUAUUGCGUUCGAUCGCGUAUUUAAUAUUUCUAUCUCUCUCUCUCUCUCUCUCUUUCUCAAUUUAUUUUUUUUAAAUUAAACUAGAAUGAAUAGACGAUAUACAUAGUCAUGAUCAUACGCUGUUGUUUUUCAUUAUCGAUUUCAGGUUUUAUUCGGUACUUACGCGUAUCGCAUAUUAGUGAACUAUCCGUAAUUUUAAUAAUUUGGUGCUGUGUUAUUGUGCCACCUGGGGGAAGAUUUUAUGGUGCCACUCUUUAUUAUUAAUUUAUCUAUAUCUAUACGGCAAAACAAUCGAGUAAUAACAAUCACACUGUUACAAAUGUAUUUAUAUUCAUAGAGUCACAUUUUUAACUUGAGAAUAGUAAGUUGACAAUGAAACAAUAUGUAUAUUUAUAAAAAUUAUUAGUAUAACGCGCACUAUGUGUAUAACAAAUAUUAUAGAAUUUGAAAAUAUUUUUUUUUUAGGAAUUCUGCUGAUUUCUAAUAAUUUUGAAGAACAUAAGAAAGUAUUACUAAAAAAACACCUUUCGACAAUUUUUCCUCUCACAAAACUUGGUCACACCAAGAAACUUCGUCCUAUCCCAAAACACGGCACCGUAGUUACCGUUCGUCACAGUUCAAUUAAAUUCAAGACUUAACUGCGAGUGUUGGUAUUUCAUUCUCAAACUAAAUAGGGAUGAUUAAGAGCUCUGGGAACUUGGCUGAUGUAUUACAGGCGUAUAAUUAUUAUACUACACACCUACAUACUGCAGCAGUAGGUAUAAUAUUAGCUACAUAUUAUAAUAGGCUUCGCCCGUUACAUUAUUCUAGCUAAUCGAUAAAAAAAAAUUGAUGAUAAUAAAUACUAGCCAUACUUAGACCACCUAGCUAUAUAUAUUAUAGUAUUAUUCAUUAUGGUAUGCCGUAAAACGUUAACGACCGCAAUAUUAUAUUAUUAAAAUAUAUAUAUUAUAUAUAUAUAUAGAACUCGACUCGAUAUUUUAUUUUAGAUACAUAACUAUUGUUUUUAUUUGUACAAAUUAAUUAAUACAUAUUUGUUGUUUGUUGGACAUAUUAUAUUAUACACGUGUAUAUAAAUAUAUAUAUAUAUUUAUUUAUACAGUAUUAUACUGAGUGUCCCACAAUGUUCUUGGUAUUUUCAAGUGACGGACUGUGUAGCUGGUACAUCUAGGACCACCUGUUAAAUACUUAAAUAUAUGUAUAUAUUAUACACACACACACAUACGCACAUGUAUAUAUAUAUAUACAUACGUGUGUGUAUGUAUAUGAUAGGUAUAUUAUAUAUUUAUAUAUUGACACAAAAUGUGUAUUUUAAUUUACGAUGACAAGUAAUAUUUGAGCCUGUAUUUUUGGUACGUUGUAUAACACGCACUAUACAUUAUUAUGUUGCAUGUUUACUAUUUGUAGUCGUAAUUAAAUUGUUACUAAAAAAUAUAUUAAUAAUUACUGAAAAAUGUAGUAUUUUUUUAAAAUUAUAUAUUAUUAUAAUAUUAUAUGUAUUAUCA